Messenger RNA from Schizosaccharomyces japonicus yFS275, 1566 nucleotides. RefSeq names its product acetyl-CoA transporter. The transcript is spliced from 3 exons. Gene Ontology annotation, biological process: acetyl-CoA transmembrane transport. Gene Ontology annotation, molecular function: acetyl-CoA transmembrane transporter activity. The record is from RefSeq and is a predicted model, not a curated record. Gene Ontology annotation, cellular component: membrane. NCBI's taxonomy places the organism in Eukaryota, Fungi, Ascomycota, Schizosaccharomycetes, Schizosaccharomycetales, Schizosaccharomycetaceae. The coding region runs from base 1 to 1566 and encodes 521 amino acids.
AUGGUCCGCGAUGAUUAUGAGCUGCAAUCGUUGGACGAACACGCUACGGACACAAUGGUGCCGGUGGAGGCGCCGUCGUUGCCGCCUAAAGACGAAUUCCUGCGUUCGCCUAUUUCCCAGCCAUUGGCACCGGCUCCUCCGUUAACAAGAAGACAGAAGCGCAACGUUGCACUUUUACUACUGCUGUACCUGUUGCAGGGCGUGCCGAUGGGCCUUGUACAAGGCAGCAUACCGUAUCUGCUGCGUCCACAUUCGACAUACGCCGAGCUAGCCGUAUUUUCGCUGGCUUCAUACCCAUACAGCCUUAAAGUGCUGUGGAGUCCCAUCGUCGACACCUUUUAUUUUCGCAAGUUUGGACGGAGAAAAACAUGGAUUGUGCCGUGUAUACUACUAAUUUCUCUCGCAAUGUUUCUCCUUUCUUUCUGCGUGGAGGACUGGAUCGAACACAGCUCGGAACACAUUCACGCGUUCACAUUCUGGAGCUUCAUGCUCGUUUUCCUGUGUGCGACACAGGACAUUGCAGUGGACGGCUGGUCCUUGAAUAUGCUGGAGCCCGAACAAAUUAAUUAUGCCUCUACGGCGCAAUCUGUCGGCCUUAAUACAGGCUUUUUCCUCUCAUUCACCGUUCUGCUCGUUCUCAUGUCCCCCGUCUCUUCCAAGCUUCUCCCCACCAUUGCAAAACCCAAUGUCGGACUCGUGACACUGUCUGGCUAUUUGCGCUUCUGGUCCGUUGUUGCCUUCGUCGCAUCUAUUCUCGUUUGUGUCGUGGACGAACAGGCUUCUGUGACCAUUGAAGACGUUAGGAGCAUCUGGGCCUCUAUUUUCCGGGUCUUUUCCAUUAAAAACAUGCGCCACUACUCUGUAUUCCUAUUACUGUGCAAGCUUGGCUUCGUCGCCAACGAAACGCUCACGUUUCUCAAGCUCUCUGAAAAGGGACUGAGCAAUGCACUGCUCUCCAUCAUUAUUCUUAUCGAUUUCCCCAUAAGUUUAGCGCUUGGAGUAUAUAUCGGUCGAGCAAGCCAACACAGGCCCUUGUCGAAAUGGCUUCUGGGCUACCGCUUGCGCAUCUUCGCCAACGCUUUUAACGUCCUGCUAAUGUUUCUCCUAACCCAUACCACUAUUAACGUUUAUUCCUUCUUCGUCAUUCUGUUCUGCUACUUGUUCAGCUCCUCUGUCGGCACCAUCCAGUUCGUCGCGAUUGGUGUCUUUCACAGCCAAAUCUCAGACCCUUUUAUUGGGGGCACGUAUAUGACCAUUCUCAAUACAUUGAGCAACCUGGGUGGCACCUGGCCCAAAUACAUGCUGCUCAAGGCAGCCAAUGCAAUGACCGUUUCCUUCUGUUCCGUAUCUAGUGAGCUUUCGUGUGCGACAGACGACUCGAAAGCUCAGUGUGUUGCACAGGGUGGCACCUGCAUUAUGAGGAGUGACGGUUACUAUUCCAUUUCCGUCGUAGGUAUUUUGACAGCAACCAUCCUCCUCUACACCGUUAUUCUCCCCAUCUUGCGCAAGCUGGAGAAGGCGCCACGUUCCUCUUGGGCUGUUGCGCCCACGUCGGCUAACGUGUAG